Molecule: messenger RNA, 944 nt
Organism: Chiroxiphia lanceolata (lance-tailed manakin)
Lineage: Eukaryota; Metazoa; Chordata; Aves; Passeriformes; Pipridae
Product: translation initiation factor IF-2-like
Exons: 1
Coding region: 1-918 (305 amino acids)
Source: RefSeq, a predicted model, not a curated record
AUGGAAACAGCGCGCUGCAGGAGCGGCUGCGCCUCCUCCUUCCCCCCCCGGCCCUGCCCACCCCACCCUGCCCCGUUUCGCCGGAGCGCAGCGCGGCCGCGGGCGGCGCGGAGCCCCGCGGGGCCGCCCCGCGCCCUCCCCGCCCCGCGGCGCCGUCCCGCCCCCGGCGGCGGCGGGUCCCUGGCGGGGGGCCGGGCCGGGCCGGCGGCGCGGCAGGAGCAGGUGCGGCCGCCCCGCACCGCGGGGGCGGAGCGGGGGGCGGUGGCGCCGGCGCCGGGGCUGGGCCGGCAGGUGGAGGCUGCCGGGAGGCGGAGGGCGAGGAGCCGGGCGGGUUUGCCUGCCCGCCUCCGGAGGUGCGGCCAGCGGCACGGCGCGGGGAGCGGGCUGCCGCGGGAUGGCGCACGGCGGGCAGCGGCGGCGGUGGUGGUGGUGGUGUCCGCGUCCGCAGCCCGGGCCGCGGAGGGGCCGGCGGGGCCCCUUGCUGCAGAGCUAGAUGCGCGGGACGCGGGGCUGCGACGGGUCGGCGGGGAGGUGCUGGAGGCUGCCGCCGCCGCUGCUGCCGCGGCCAGGGGGGAGCCCUUAGCUGUGCGGGAAGCGGGGAAGCCGUGUCGGGAGCUGUUAUUUUCUUCUCCUCCUUCCUUUGCCUUCCCUCUUCUCCCUCCUCCCCCUCCUCACCAAAACCGGGAGAGGAGGCGUGUUCGGUGCCUUGCUGCACCGGUUUUGCUUGGUUUGUUGUUGCAGGGUUUCGUUCGCGGGGUGGUUGGGUUUUGUUGUUUUGUUUUUGCUUUUUUCCUCCUUUUUCAUCUCCCCCGCCUUCUCCCUUCCUCUCUUUUGGCUCAUUGCAUGCUCGGAUCCGGCUGGAUCCUUCCUUUUAUUUUCGGCUGUGCCUCUCGGAAGGGGGAGGGAGAGCUGGGAUGAGUGCAGCUUGACGCACAGGCGAGGGG